Bursaphelenchus okinawaensis is the source of this 3820-nucleotide messenger RNA. The record is from the annotation of a GenBank genome assembly. Lineage: Eukaryota; Metazoa; Nematoda; Chromadorea; Rhabditida; Aphelenchoididae.
AUGAAUAGUAAGUUUGAUGUUGGCUUUAUCUUAAUUUAUGUUUAAUACAUUGAACUUUGACUAUGUGUUGCAAAUGUAUGUUGAUAUUGUUUACAAACAUAUAUUAUACAUGACACUUUAACGUCUUUUUGAAUUAUUUUUAAAAAACGGCUGUCACCAGUUCAUGUGAUGUUUCAAGUGGACGAUAACACGUUGUUAACACAACUCUGCCAUCAAUCAAACUUUACCUCCGAAAAGCCGAUCGUAUCUCCGACUUCUAGAAUGUCCUUGGCUACUUUUAUUUUUAGUUUUUGUUAAUUGUUUUGCUACUACAUAACAGUGUAUUUCUGUUCUUAAUUCACUGUAUAUUAAAGCUGUGAUACUGUAAUUUUAAAAAAGUCGCUUACUAUAAUUUCUGUGCUUUUUUUGUACUAUAAUCUAUCUUUUUGUCAAAUUUUUAGUACAAAAAAGAGUUUGUAGUAGUACUGUAUUACUCUUUCAGUCAUGCCAGACCAAACAAAGACAGCUCCGACCCAAUCCUGGUCGGAGAUGUACCACUUGUGGCCCAAGUGGACCUUCUUUAUCAUAGCUCAAGAGUUCUUUGAAAGAUUCUCUUACUACGGUAUUAUGAAUACAUUGAUGUUGUACUUUUUGAAUGUGGUCAACUUCCAAAGGAGAGACGCUGUCAUAGCUACACAACUGUUCUCUAUCACAUGUUACACAUCUCCCUUCUUGGGGUCCAUCUUGGCUGAUGGUUACAUUGGCAAGUUCAAGUUAGGUUUUGUGGAUAUUUGCUACUUUUGACUAUCAAUACUUAUUUAAAGCUGUUUUGCUUCUUACUGUAGGUUUAAAAGUUUUUACAAAGAUAUUAAGCUGCUGCCUACAACAAUAUAAAAACAUAAAAUACAUGUUUAUAUUUAGAACGAUAUUAUCACUGUCGAUAGUGUACACGAUAGGCCAGUUCUUGUUGACGUAUUCAUCGACCAACAAUGAAGGCACUUCCUUCCAUCCUUCUGUCGAUCUCUUGGCUCUGUUUAUCAUUGGAAUUGGCACUGGAGGUAUCAAGCCUUGUGUCAGCACAUUUGGCGGAGACCAGUUCGAUCCCAAACAACUGAUAAUGAUCUCUCUCUUCUUCUCCAUCUUCUACUUCACCAUCAACGUGGGUGCCUUCUUGACCUUUCUCUUAUCGCCCAUUCUUCGAAGUAGGUAGAUUUUUAACAUUACUUUGGUUUUAUCAUAGAACAUUAGUAAAAUUAAGAUAUUAGAUAACAUAAAAUCUACUAAAACAUCAGUUUAUAUAAAACAUAUGAAGAGUUAAGACUAUGAACUUCAGCUUUGCCAUGUUUGGGAAAAGACUCAUGUUAUCCAUUAUGCUUUGGUGUUCCGACUAUUUUGAUGACAAUAGCUACAGUACUCUUCGCUUUCGGUUCUGUAUAUUAUGUGAAAAAGCCUCCUAGUAACAAUGUCUUCAAACAAGUGUACGAUACAAUUAAAGUAUGUUACCUAUCUUUUUUAUGUUUUUAUAAGAAAUUCAGGGAUAACAUAUGCCAAGCUUUUGGAUACUUUUGUUAAAAUAAAAUGAAAGUUUAGAACGCCAUAAGUAACUACCGUAGAUCGACUCACAAGCAGGGUCGUUUCUUGGAUUACUCGCUAGAUGAACAUAACUGUGACAAAGAUAAAGAUUGCCAAAAGACGAGAGCUAAUGGUUCUACUGGGUAUUGCGCCAAAGUAAGUUAGUCAUAUAACUAAAAAUUUGUACCUACUACUUUAAUACUGGAUAUGACAGGUAAUAAUAAUUUUCAGAAAGUUCUAGUAGCUGACAUUCGUACUGUGAUCAAAGUGUUGAUAAUCUUCAUACCCGCAGGCAUUUACUUUUCUUUGAAUGCGAUGAGAAGUGCCAAAUGGAUUCUACAGGCUUUGGAAAUGAAUCCAAACAUCACAGACACCUUCCAGAUACUGCCAGACCAACUGAGUGUCAUAUACCCAUUACUGGUACUGGUACUAAUUCCGUUUUUAAAUGGUAUUGUCUAUCCGACAGUUGACAAAGUGGUGAAAGUAACGUAAGUUCAAAAAAAAUGCGAUGACAUAGUAAGUUAGAAGUAAUACAGAUUAAUAUAGCUAUGUUUCGUUUUGUAGUUUUUUUUAUUUUAUCUGUUUAUAAUGGUUUUUAAAUUAGAUUUUAGGCCGCUAAGAAAGAUGGUAGCUGGCACAAUCGUAGCUGGCUUUGCUUUCUGGAUUGCAGCAGCAGUUCAAACCAGAAUUGACGUAAGUUACUUAUAGUUUUAUGUUCCAUAGUAUAAAAGAUAACAUACUGAAAAAUAACUUUCGAAUUCAUAAUACUAUAAAAGACUAAACUUUUUGAACUUUAGGCUUAUUCAACACCGUUACCAGGGCCAGAACAAUCAUUUGUCACUUUUACAACAAACGUACCAAACUGUGACAUUACUGUAAACUCAACAAAUGGCGUUUUGAAAGUGCCAUUUCAAAAUGUAAGCUAAAUUUUGACUUUAAUUUUACUUUUUUUUAGUUUUAACAAUUUUAAACGGCAAAUUAUACUUAAAAACCAGUUUAGUAUUGCAAUUUUUUACAAUUUCAGGCAUUUAUGGACACUUCUUUACCAGAAUCGUUUCUUCAUUAUGUGCCAGGAGAGAACCAGAUAGAAUUAUCUUACAGUGGAGUAAACUGCAAAUUAAAUGGAUUUCAAGUGCACACCUUACAACUAUUUCAAAAAAGAAUGUACAAUAUCUUGAUAACACCAAACGGACUUUUAAAAGUUGAAUUGGAUCCUAGAAAGUCUACACAAGCUACUGGGGCUUUCAGUCAAGCGUAAGUUUACUGUAAAAGGGGCAUACUGUAUACAUAAUUGAGGUUAUAUAUAUUAUAUUACGAUAACUUUUAUUAUUUUUAAUUUAAAGAUAAUUCUUUUCAAUGAAGUUUGCAGAUAUAUUGUACUAAACCUUCAAAAUGUGUCACUAGCCCUGUGUCGUCAGAAGUUGUCUUCAGAACUAACUGAUUGUAACCCAUCUCAGCCUAAUGAUUACUAUCCUUUUAAACCAGUCAUUGAUAACCAACAAGCCUCUAUGGCCACACAAUUCCAGAAGUUAUUCGUAAAGCAAGGACGAUGGCAUUUGUUCACCGUUCACGGCGCAGAACAUCGGCCGACAAAGCACGGAUUCUUGAGAUACCGUGCUGGAGGGGUUUACAUUACAUUCCUGGAGUUGGAUGGUAAUGGAGAAGCUAUCAACGUAUCUACCAUGGAAUAUGUCAAGGAUAAUCAAGUGCAUUUACUGUGGCAGGUUCCUCAGAUAUUCUUGAGUGUUCUGGCCGAAUGUCUGUUCCAAAUUACUGGCAAUGAGUUCGCUUUCACGCAGGCUGCGCCCUCGAUGAAGGCUAUUAUUCAAGUAAGAUUUUUACUUUGUUUUAUUGUGGGUAACAUAAAAUAAGGUAAAGUCAACUUUGCAAAAGUAAAUGUUCAAAACAACUUCAUUUUCAGGCUUUUUGGUUGUCAGCAAUAGCCUUUGGAGAUGUCGUAGUGAUAAUAAUCGAAAAGCUUGGUAUCUUCUCCAAAGAACAACUGUCAGUUUGGGAACUGUUGUUCUACGCAACGAUGGUACAUCUGGAUGCCAUUAUAUUAGCCUAUCUUGCCAACUUCCAUUACACGUAUCGUGUAGACUAUUCAGAAUCCAAAAGGAAACAGUCCAAGGCUCAGAGGAAGAUCAGUCGGAACGAUGCCAUUUCAAUGGGUAUGAUCGCUUUUCCCAUGGAAAACGACAAUGGUAUUCUGGAGGAGGACGAACAUACGACGAUCAGAGAGAAAGUAAAGCUAGAGGAGGGGUGUUAA